Messenger RNA from Exophiala bonariae, 1650 nucleotides. RefSeq lists its product as uncharacterized. The coding region runs from base 1 to 1650 and encodes 549 amino acids. The record is from RefSeq and is a predicted model, not a curated record. Lineage: Eukaryota; Fungi; Ascomycota; Eurotiomycetes; Chaetothyriales; Herpotrichiellaceae. The transcript has a single exon.
AUGGCUCAGGUGGCCACGGGUACAAUCAAUUUUCAGCCUUGUCCGGAGCUCAAUGCAAAUAUAAGUGCGAUUAAUGGAAAGCCAGGAACCCCUUUCGACUGCGCUCAGCUUUCGGUACCUCUGGAUUAUACUGAUCCCGCAUCACCACCCCUUAACCUUAGCAUAUUCAGAGUCAACGCCACUGAGAGACCAGUACUGGGGAGCGUACUCAUAAAUUUUGGCGGCCCUGGUGGAACAGCAGCUGAUGGUCUCCCUGUGUCCGCUGAGACAGCUCGAGAAUACAUCGGUCCCCAAUGGGACCUCGUGUCUUGGGAUCCUCGCGGGACAGGGUACACCAUUCCCUUCAAUUGUAGCAUUGGCUCUAUGACGGGUACGGAAGUGAUUGCGAGCAAGCGCGAUCUCGGCAACUUGGCUGGUACGAACCUCACCGAGCUUUUCCUUGCGAGUGGAUGGGAUCAUGCAGGUCAGAUCGCCGACUACUGCUUUGACCAAGUGGACCAUGAGAUAGGUUCCUUGAUCGGCACCGCCUUCGUGGCCAGGGACAUGAUCGAGAUCGUUGACGCCUUGGGCGAGGACGGCCUCCUGCGUUUCUAUGGCUGGUCUUAUGGCUCGGCUCUCGGCGCGUACGUUGCGGCGAUGUUCCCUGAACGCGUUGAUCGGAUGGUGCUGGAUGGGAACUUGAACCCCCAUGACUACCAGUCUGGCACCUAUCAGGACCUUCCAACGGACACGGACGAGGCUUUUGCCGGUUUUCUAGAGACCUGUUUCAACGUCACCGACGACUGUGCGUUGUAUUCUCUAGUACAGCCCAACACAACACAAGAUCUCCUGAAUGCCAUCAACAACCUUCUAGAGCCGCUUGCCCAGAACGCUACUUCAAGCGCCGAAGCCUUCCAAACCUAUUUUAGUUUCAAGAGUAUAUUCAUCCAACCGCUCUACUACCCGAAACAAUGGCCCGCGUUCGCUCAGACCCUUGCAGACCUACUAGGUGGGACAAUCGAUUUGAGUGAGAGCGACACUCCACCAGUUUAUGGCGAAGCUGCGUAUGCCGUUGUCGGUAUACGCGCCAGCGAUGCCACGUUCCACGCAAACUCCAGCGACGAGUAUCUGCCCUUCGUCGAGCAUGCGGGAAAGAUCAGUCCUAGCUUCAGCGACAUCCUUUACAACGUCUGGCCCUCCGCGCGCUGGAGAAUGCCAGCCAAGGAGCGCUACUGGGGAGAUUUCCGCGCAACUACAAAGACCCCGAUUCUGUUUAUCAACGGCAUGUUCGAUCCAGCCACGCCCUUAGUGAACGCCUACAAUGCAAGCACCGGGUUUGAGGGUAGCGUUGUGCUGCCCCAUACAGGCUAUGGUCACGGUAUCCUGGUGAGUCCCUCGACGUGCGUGGCCGGAUAUAUGCAAGCGUAUUACAAGAAUGCCUCAUUACCCGGCGGCAACGUGACUUGCCUGUCGGACAUGACCCCAGUUGAGUGGUGGAGGAGUAUUGUGCAAGAAUCAGCGGGGAACUCUGCCUCUGGGGAUGGCGGCAACAGCACAAACAGCGAUGAAGGCGCAGAAGGUGUUGAAGGUGGAGCAGGCGGUCGGAGCGGCAGUCUCGUGCUCGCAAUCAUGGCUGGAAGUUUGGCCGUUGCAGCGACAUCUUGCCUGUAG